AAACAGUGUCGUGAGGGGGUGUGGGGGAGGGAUAGAAAUCUCAAAUAUCUUGUCGUGGGCACUAGGCGUUUGGCAAGGAUAUCUAUUGGAGCAUAUACCGUAAAAGUUCGGGUACAGACGUAAAGUGACCCGUUUACUGUGGGAGCCGGGGAAAUGUUUAGGGCAAUUAAUCUGUUUUAGAUCCUUCUGAUCUGACUCGUUAAGGCGCCAUCAAAUUGUUUUCUGGGCUAAUUAACUUGGGUUAUCUCAAAGGUUGAGGAUUUUUUAGUGACUAACACUGGGGAAUUCGAGUUUGCUGGGACCGGACGGGAAUUUCCUGAGAUAUUGGAGUUUAAUCUGGGAAAAGGUUUGAAGCUCGUUGGAAAAUUCGAUCUUUAGAUGGAGCUGAGGAGACGACAGUGAAGGGUUUCGAGGAGAAUUUGUUGUCGAAAGGAAAUGGCGGCUACCCCUGUUGAUCCUCCGAAUGGAGUUAUGACUCCUGGGAAGCAUUACUAUUCUAUGUGGCAAACGUUGUUUGAGAUUGACACGAAGUACGUGCCAAUCAAGCCCAUUGGUCGAGGGGCGUAUGGUAUUGUCUGCUCAUCCGUCAACAAGGAAACGAACGAAAGAGUUGCCAUCAAGAAAAUACAUAACGCGUUUGAGAACCGCGUUGAUGCGCUGAGAACUUUGCGUGAAAUAAAGCUUCUCCGCCAUCUUAGACACGCGAACGUGAUUUCUCUGAAAGAUGUCAUGUUGCCUAUUCACAAGAGAAGUUUCAAAGACGUUUAUCUGGUUUAUGAACUUAUGGACACGGAUUUGCAUCAGAUUAUCAAGUCCUCACAGGCACUUACGGGUGACCAUUGCCAAUAUUUCUUGUUCCAGUUGCUUCGAGGCCUGAAGUAUCUUCACUCUGCGAAUAUUCUUCACCGUGACUUGAAGCCUGGGAACCUACUCAUCAAUGCAAAUUGUGACUUAAAAAUCUGCGAUUUUGGACUUGCACGAACAAAUAGCGGUAAGGAUCAGUUCAUGACAGAGUAUGUUGUUACCCGUUGGUAUCGUGCACCCGAGCUGCUCCUCUGCUGCGACAAUUAUGGAACGUCGAUUGAUGUGUGGUCAGUAGGCUGCAUAUUUGCUGAGCUUCUGGGAAGGAAACCGAUAUUCCCUGGAUCCGAAUGUCUUAACCAACUUAAACUGAUCAUCAACAUCCUCGGCAGCCAGAGCGAAGAGGAUCUUGAAUUCAUCGACAACCCCAAGGCAAAGAAGUACAUCAAAUCCCUUCCAUACUCUCCCAAAACGCCCUUUUCCCGCCUCUACCCCAACGCCCAUCCCAUGGCAAUCGACCUGCUGCAGAAGAUGCUCGUGUUCGACCCUUCAAAGAGAAUCAGUGUCACCGAGGCACUUCAACACCCGUACAUGUCCUCUCUGUACGACCCCAACAGCGACCCGCCAGCUCAGGUCCCGAUCAACCUUGACAUAGACGAGGAUCUCGGGGAAGAAAUGAUCAGAGAAAUGAUGUGGACGGAGAUCCUUCAUUACCACCCCCAAGCAGCAGCAGCCAUAACCAACAUGCAGCUCGACCUAGCUGCCCCACAAGCUUGAUCACAACAAAAGCAGUGAGUCCCGAGAGGUGGUUAGUUGUCUCCUCGAAGCUCGAUCAACCCCUCCCCAAUCUAUCAUUGUUGUUGUAUGUUCCCUUUUUCCCAGAUCUCAAUAAACCUCUUAUAAAACUGCAUUAACAGUUGGAACUGUAAACUGUAAUUUAUGCAUGUAAGACCUUCACCAGACCCAUAUCAUGUUGAGCUUCUUUAACUUAUAGUCUUGUACAGAGUUGUUUUUUUUUUAUUUUUUUCUUUUCCCAUCUUAAUAAGAACAUCCAUCUUCAUGCA
This is a messenger RNA of Ipomoea nil (Japanese morning glory), 1865 nucleotides long. RefSeq names its product mitogen-activated protein kinase homolog NTF3. The record is from RefSeq and is a predicted model, not a curated record. The transcript is spliced from 3 exons. Gene Ontology annotation, molecular function: MAP kinase activity; ATP binding. Gene Ontology annotation, cellular component: cytoplasm; nucleus. The coding region runs from base 436 to 1578 and encodes 380 amino acids. Gene Ontology annotation, biological process: intracellular signal transduction; protein phosphorylation. NCBI's taxonomy places the organism in Eukaryota, Viridiplantae, Streptophyta, Magnoliopsida, Solanales, Convolvulaceae.